Trifolium pratense (red clover) is the source of this 1537-nucleotide messenger RNA. Its product is annotated as post-GPI attachment to proteins factor 3-like. Bases 219 to 1247 code for a protein of 342 amino acids. Gene Ontology annotation, molecular function: hydrolase activity, acting on ester bonds. The transcript has 6 exons. The record is from RefSeq and is a predicted model, not a curated record. Gene Ontology annotation, biological process: GPI anchor biosynthetic process. Gene Ontology annotation, cellular component: endoplasmic reticulum membrane. NCBI's taxonomy places the organism in Eukaryota, Viridiplantae, Streptophyta, Magnoliopsida, Fabales, Fabaceae.
CAAUACAGUGAGCUGGAUUUUUUAGAUUAACUUGAAUUUAGUGAGCUAUAGCCUAUAGAGAGUCCGGUUGACGGUCUAACUGUCUGGUUGAUAUCCGGUUUUAAUAAAUUGGUGAACUCUGAAACACAUCUCCCCUUUCCCGGAUUCUCCUCCUCGAUUGUCUCCCUCUCCAGAAAGCGGAGAUCUAAUCUAUCUGUCCUUCUUCUUUUCUUCAUGAGAUGUUAGUUAGAUAUGUGUUUGCUUUUCUUUUGCUUCUCUCUUCUAGUCUUACCAUAAUUCAUGCAAGUCCCGGUGAUGCUGAUCCGCGCUAUAGGGAUUGUAUAAGACAAUGCCAGGAAACUGGAUGCGUUGGUCCAAAAUGCUUUCCGCACUGUACUUUUUCGUCAGAUGGAGAACUUGUUGGGCGUCCAUGGUACAUGCAAGAACCCCUAUAUUUACAAUGGAAAAAGUGGGGUUGUCAAAGUGACUGCCGAUACCAUUGCAUGCUUGAUAGAGAGAAAGAAAACAAAUUACUUAACCUUGGUCCGGUCAAGUAUCAUGGUAAAUGGCCAUUCAAGCGUAUUUAUGGGAUACAGGAGCCUGCCUCGGUGGCUUUCUCUGUUCUCAAUCUUGCAAUGCAUUUUCACGGGUGGGUCUCCUUUUUCAUUCUCGUGUACUAUAAAUUGCCUCUUAAAGAUGAGAAGAAGGCAUAUUAUGAGUAUGCUAGUUUGUGGCAUAUCUACGCGUUCUUAUCACUCAACUCUUGGUUCUGGAGUGCUGUUUUCCACAGUAGAGAUGUCGAUUUAACAGAAAAACUAGACUACUCAUCUGUAGUGGUUCUCCUUGGAUACUCCCUCAUUUUAGCGAUCUUACGAUCCUUCAAUGUUAGGGAUGAGGCUACCAGAGUUAUGGUUUCUGCUCCGUUGAUUGCAUUUGUGAUCACCCAUGUUAUGUACAUCAACUUCUACAAACUAGAUUAUGGGUGGAAUAUGACAGUUUGUGUAGUGAUAGCCGUGGCACAACUUACCAUCUGGGCAGUUUGGGCAGGUGUUAGUCGCCAUCCUUCAUGUUGGAAGUUAUGGCUGGUUGUUAUUGCUGGGGGACUCGCAAUGCUCCUAGAAAUAUAUGAUUUCCCUCCAUAUGAAGGACUUUUGGAUGCACAUGCUAUUUGGCAUGCCAUCACUAUUCCUUUAACUUACAUUUGGUGGAGUUUUAUCAGGGAUGAUGCCAAGUUUAGAACAGCUAAAUUUCUUAAGAAGGACAAGUAACUUACUUAAGCUAAAUUAGCCCACCCAAAUUGGCGCCAGAGAGAAUCGAACCUCAGACCUCAAGAGGAGCACACUCCCAGGUCCCAAGCCAAUACCAAUACACCAAUCCAAGUGGGUCAAUGUAUGCAAAAUCUUAGUACUAGUAUUGAUCAUGUUCUAAUGAUCCCAUUUUGAUUUCAAUUGUGUUUACCUUGCAACUGUGUUGUUUUAAAAUUUCAUAUUGAUAAAACUUGUGUGAUAACCAAACUAAACGAGUUUAAAUUUUAAAAGCUUAGCUCGGCUAUUGGGCA